CUCUCUCAACAACUUCAAUGGUAAUAAUAAUGGAUUUUUUUUUUCUCCAUCUGCUUCUACUUCUACUACUACUCAUCUUUUUGUUGCUUCCUCUGGGCGUGCGCCAGCGAGGGUGUCCGCUUCUUCUUCAGCAUAAUUAUGAAGAAGUUCUUCUUCCACGAAGCUUCCUCCUCUCUCUCAUCUCGUCUUCUAUAGUUUUAUCCAAAAAAAAAAGUAGUAUUUAAAAUCCUCUCCAACCGUCGUACCUCUCUCUUCCUUUCUCUCCUCCAAAACUCAAAACAUUGACCCAGCCUCAAUCUCCUUUCGGAUAUGUUGAAGCUUUUGGAGAGAGAUAAAGGAAGAUUCAGUUGACCCGGACUCAGUCUCCUUUCGGAAAUGUUGAAGCUUUUGGAGAGAGAUGAAGGCAGAUUCGGGAGACUUGGUUUGGAGGAGUUGUUGAUGAUGGUUUCUAAAAAAUCAAUUAAGAGACAAUGUUUAACCCGACCCGAAUGUACCGGAUCGGGUCGAUUCCUAACUGGCUGGCCGUCGGGUCGUUUCCACAAUAGCCUUGGGCGGGCCGGGUUGCAGGCUCGCAUGUAGCUACCAAACUCUACUGUGUCUUUAUAUACCAAUUGAAAGCGCACGAGUAGUACUCCUAAGAGUGUGAGAAAAUGGAACUCACAACGAUGGAGGCAAUGAUACAAGGCGAAGCAAAGCUUUGGGGAAACAUAUUUGCCUUUAUGGACUCCAUGGCACUGAGAUGUGCCUUGGAGCUCGGCAUUGUUGACAUCAUACACUCCCAUGGUGGCCCAAUCACUCUAUCCCAAAUAGCUGCUGGUAUAGACUCUCCCUCUCUAAACAUCGACAUCCUCGAACGCGUCAUGAGAUUGCUAGUGCGCAAAGAUAUCUUCACCACUCAUCAUCAGCCAUCAGACUCUGGGGAGAUCACUCUCUAUGGGUUGACAGCUCACGCAUCAAGAUGGCUCAUGCAAGGCUCUGAAUUUAGCCUGGUUCCAUUCAUAUUGAUGCAAAGCCAUCCAGGGCUAAUGACUCAAUGGCUUUGCCUUAGCCAAUGUGUCAAGGAAGGUGGCACUGCUUUCAGCAAGGUCCAUGGUUGUGAGGUCAUAGACUUUGCUCACAAAAACCCUGAAUUCAAUAAAAUGUUCAACGAUGCAAUGGCUUGCACGGCCAAGCUCGUGGCAGAGCCCAUCUUAUGGGGAUACAGAGAUGGGUUCGGUUCCAUUAAUGGCUCCUUGGUGGAUGUGGGAGGUGGGACUGGCGAGAUGGUGGCUAAGAUUGUGAAAGCACAUCCACACAUCAAAGCAAUCAACUUCGAUCUGCCUCAUGUUAUCACAACGGCACCAAUGCACCAAGGGGUCUCCCAUGUUGAGGGUAACAUGUUUGAGGCCAUUCCUAAUGCUGAUGCAAUUCUAUUAAAGAGAGUACUGCACUGUUAUAGCGAUGAAGAUUGCAUCAAGAUCUUAAAAAACUGUGUAAAGGCAAUACCAAAGAAGACUGGGAAGAUUAUUAUUGUGGAACAUGUUCUGGAGCCCAACGGAAAUGGACCAUUUGAUGAGACAGGCUUAGUAUUCGAUUUGAUAAUGAUGACUGUAACCCCGAGUGGAAAGGAGAGGACACAGCUGGAUUGGAAGAUAUUGCUCGAAGAGGGAGGCUUUCCCCACCACAAGAUCAUCAAGAUUCCUGCUUUUCCAUCCAUUAUAUAGGCCCACCCAGCAUGAAAUUAAUAGAGAAUUAGUAAAUUCUCUUAAUUUAUAUGAUAAGGCUAUUGCAGCUAGCAAUGAAUAAAAACAAAAGAAAUAAAGAGUUUGGUUUUUAAGAUUUCA
Messenger RNA from Juglans regia (Persian walnut), 1823 nucleotides. RefSeq names its product desmethylxanthohumol 6'-O-methyltransferase-like. The coding region runs from base 651 to 1703 and encodes 350 amino acids. The record is from RefSeq and is a predicted model, not a curated record. Gene Ontology annotation, molecular function: S-adenosylmethionine-dependent methyltransferase activity; O-methyltransferase activity; protein dimerization activity. Gene Ontology annotation, biological process: methylation. NCBI's taxonomy places the organism in Eukaryota, Viridiplantae, Streptophyta, Magnoliopsida, Fagales, Juglandaceae. The transcript has 4 exons.